Syngnathoides biaculeatus (alligator pipefish) is the source of this 2643-nucleotide messenger RNA. RefSeq names its product adenosine kinase-like. Gene Ontology annotation, biological process: purine ribonucleoside salvage. The transcript is spliced from 7 exons. Gene Ontology annotation, cellular component: nucleus; cytosol. NCBI's taxonomy places the organism in Eukaryota, Metazoa, Chordata, Actinopteri, Syngnathiformes, Syngnathidae. Bases 629 to 1489 code for a protein of 286 amino acids. Gene Ontology annotation, molecular function: adenosine kinase activity. The record is from RefSeq and is a predicted model, not a curated record.
GAUUUUUGCGGCUGUUGUGCUCUUAUAGCCCAAUUAGCUUUUUAGCUCUCGCGGUCGUCAAGGCUCCGAAGCGGCCUCUGAGCACACCUCAAGCCGCGUUUGUCGCCUUCUUCCCGGAGAGAUCGGAUGCUAAUCGCGGCUAGCCGCCCCCGAUGAGGUGUGGACAGUCACGUGACCGACCACAACAUAUUUUUUUACAGGGCAAUUUAGGUUUUUUUGGAAACGGCGAUACUAAUCUGAUGUGAACGCUACUUUAUAUUUUAAUUCACACUUUAUUGUAAAGGAUAAGUUUUAAAAGUACAUUAUUGAGCAUUUACUCACAGCAGCACUUUCGUCUUGAGUUACUUUUAUUUAGAAGUGUUCCCGAAUCGGCACUUUCGUCACUCUCACAGAUGAGUAUACUUACUAAAGAAUUGUACUUAUUUUGUGUUUUUAUAUUGCGGUUUGUAACCUGUCGAUUUUUAAAGAAGUAAUAAACACUCGAAUCAUGUGAAUCAAAGCACAUAACAGGGUUAAUAGAGAGGAAAACGAGACAUUCGUACAUUCAUUUACGACAAGAUACAUGGCAGGAAUGAUGUUUUUUUUUUUUUUUUUAAUCAUUUAGCUUGUUGCAGUGUGAUAUUUUUCGAUGACAGUGGUCUUCAUUCACCCUUUUCAAUCGCUGUGCGUUGUUUUAGCGAAAAAAAAGAAGUCCUGCUUCGUUGGCAACGCAAAUAACAGACGGCACAUGGAUCCUGGUCUGUCCCAGUUGCCAUUUACGCACCAUUUUCUUGACUUCCCGGCCAAUCGUGUGCCACGAAGUUGCGUUAACGCCCGCCCCAUCUUCCCCGGUAGCCAAUUGGGUGUUCCUGUCAGACAGCAGCACUUCCUCCUUUUCCCAAAGCACGUUGUUAGCACUUGUUCAAAGUUUAUCAAGAAGUUCUUUUCGACUUUUGAAAUUCCACAUUUUCGUAUAGUUAUGCCAGCUCCAAGUGAAAACACUCUUUUCGGGAUGGGCAAUCCCCUUCUGGACAUUUCUGCUGUGGUGGACAAAGACUUCCUUGAUAAGUACGGGUUGAAGCCGAACGACCAGAUCCUUGCUGAGGACAAACACAAGGCAUUGUUUGAAGAAAUCGUCAAGAGGAGGGAAGUUGAAUAUCACGCCGGCGGUUCGACGCAGAACUCUGUGAAAAUCGCUCAGUGGAUGAUCCAGAAGCCCCACAAGGUGGCGACCUUCUUCGGCUGCAUCGGCACCGACCGCUUCGGCGAGAUCCUCAAGAAGAAGGCCGACGAGGCGCACGUGGACGCCCGCUACUACGAGCAGAGCGAGGAGCCCACCGGCACCUGCGCCGCCUGCAUCACCGGCGACAACCGGUCCCUGGUGGCCAACCUGGCCGCGGCCCAAUGCUACAAGAAGGAACAACACCUGGACCUGGACAGCAACUGGGACCUGGCGACCAAAGCCAAAGUCUACUACAUCGCGACGCAGACCGUCCGAGCGUAUUAUUAGUCCCGCGCCGAGUUUGACAGCCUUCGCACAAUAUUGCGCAAGAGCGCUCGCCUCACCUUCUCCCGCUGCGUCAACGUAAUCUGCCAGACGGGGAGAGUAUUUGCGAGGAGGGGGCAGCGCGGCGCGACUACAUUUCAAGGUGGGUGGAGAAACGUGUAUCAAAUUAACUCUUUGGGGCCUCCGAGCAAUCACGGCUUUGUUGUUUUAGGCUCUCGGGCGACGCCAAACCGGAUUGGACGGCUCGGCCAAUUACCUGUAAUUUUCCGUGCGGCCGCCAACACUGGACCACUGUCUGCCCGCCGCUCCCGUCGCGGCGUUCGACCUCACGUGACCCCCGCGGACUCCUUGGCAUCCGUGGCGGUUAGCGCCUUUUGGAAAUGUCCACUGAAAGUCGAAACCCGGGGGCAGUUAUUCACUCCACCGCGCGCGCAUUUUCCACCAUCGAUGUCAAGUGAUUUAACGGCCGCCAUUUUGUUCCAUCCUUAUCCUCGAUACGCACCGCAGGGCUUAUAAUACCGUGCGUAUUAGCGGUGAUAUUUGCUUACCGCCCCAAUUAUCCAUAGUCUACCAUGUGAUCUAACAACGAUAUGCUUCAAAGGGACAUUAUUUAAUUUUUCAUUUACUGUAAAUAUGUUUAGAUGUGUAUGAAUAGAAUACAAAAGCAUUGAUAUUGAUACACAUCACGAUAUUGGUACUUUGUCCCUUACCUAUUAUGGAUAUUGCAAAUGCUAAUGACAAAUAUGGAUAUCUUUCCCAUUCCCCGUAUCAAUAUUGUAUCGGUACUGUAAUUUUAACUCUCAUGAUAUGAAACAUACAGUAAGUAGUGAUGUCUGUACUUAUUUCCAUCCCUUAUUAAAAAAAAACCAAACAAACUCAACAAUGUACACAUUGAUAUUGAAAGUGUUCCCCCCCGAGUAUCGAUAUUGGACUACAAGACAUGAUAAUAGGAUAUAUGCCGAUGUCAAUAUUUUUGUUUUUGACAUAUCAUUAUUGUACCAGGAAAGCCAGCAACACGAUACACCUUGGUAUUGAUAUUACACGACCCCAUAUAUAGAUACUGAACUGAGCUCUUGAUAAUAUUAUCCAUAGCGCGAUCAAUAUUUUAGUCCGGCACGUUGUCAUUGUACUGUGAAAUCUAAGAAUAGGACACAUAU